CAAAAGAGGUCGAAAAUAAAUAUGUCAAACAAAAACAGUAAAUUGUAUAAAUGAUAUUAUUAUUUACAGUUUUUGAAUGCUGAUGUAUAAGGCCGAUAGUGUUUAUGAUAUAAUGUGAUUUAUACAAAAACUGCAAGCGACUAAAUUAUUUAACAAACAAAAAUAUGGAUUUUGAUAAAAUAUGUCGUAUUUGCCUCGAAUCCGACCAAAAAGAAAAAUACGACAUUUACACUAAUAUUUAUGUUAAAACGAAUACUCUAUACGUGGAAAUGCUUUUAAAUUGUACAAAACUUAAUCCAAGUAAAGAUGAUGGAUUACCCAAGUUAAUCUGCAAAGACUGUACUAGACAGCUUAAACGCGCAUAUACAUUCAAUAUACAAUGCGAAGAAAGUGAUAAAAAAUUAAGAUCUCAUUUGAGUCAUAAACAAAUUAUAAAUGGAUGGAAAGAAGUCACUGGCGACUGUAGUAUCAAGGUUGAAGAUUUUAAUGAGAAGAUUAUUAAUGGUGAUGUUGUAAGCGGAUUACAAAAUACAGUCAAACCUGUUGAAGAUCUGAUUAAAUCAGAUGAUGGAAUUAAACUUGAACCAGAGUACAAAAUAGAAGAUGAAGACAGUUGUUGGGAUGCUGAUGAUGAUAAUUUACUCCUCAAAGAAAUCAAGUCUAAAAGAGAAUCUAUAGAUGAUUUGAAUGGUGAUGAUCAACCUAAAAAGAAAAAAGGAAAAAGAAAGAGAAAUGCAGAUAAUGAAACUAUAACAGAUGAGAGACAUGUACCAGAGAGCAAGUUACCACAUCAGUGUGAAGUUUGUGGCAAAUUCCUAAGUACAAAGAGUAACCUAAAAGCGCACAAAAUAUGUCACAGCGAUUUGCGGCCUUAUAAAUGUGACAAAUGUCCAUCAGCAUUUAGAGGUCACAGCACACUGAAUCAACACAAGAAACUCCACACAGGAGAGACUCCGUACCACUGUGAAUAUUGUCCAAAGAAGUUCAGUCGACGCACUGGUCUUGUUAAUCAUAUACGUAUGCACACAGGUGAAAAACUGUACAGCUGUGAUAUAUGCUUCAAGAGUUUUGUCCAAAGCGCACAGUUAUCUAUACAUAUGAAAAGGCACAAAGGUGACAAACCAUAUCUAUGUCAGGACUGUGGGAAAGGUUUUCCAAUUAAAGCUGAUUUGAAAGUACAUCAAAGGAUACAUAAUGGUGAAAAGCCAUAUUCUUGUCAUAUGUGUGAGAAAACAUUCGCUACUUCGGGCAAUCUGUCAAUACAUGUUAGGAUUCAUAACAAGGAAGUAAGAUACAAAUGUAAAGAAUGUCAACGAGGUUUUGUCACGUGCAGUGCUUACAAUGUACAUUUAAAGAGACACAAAGGUCAAAGAGAUUAUCAUUGCGAGUGCGGUAAAACAUUUUACACGUCUUCGGCAUUAAAACAACAUAAAGUCGUUCAUACGGGAGAAAAGAACUACAAAUGCAAAAUAUGCGAUAGAAAAUUUUCGCAAUCCAGUCAUUUAGGGAGACAUUUUAAGCGUGAUCAUGCAAAACAAAUACCCGUGCCAUCAUCUAAUUAUUAUAAAUUAAUUGUUAUGCCUGAAACAAAUAAACCAACUUUCGACGUAUUUAAUCAGCAAAUGGCGCCAAAUGAAAAUGUCAAAUGUGAAGGGUCAUAGUGUUGACAUAUAGACGUUUAUUAAAAUAAUUUUAUUAUUUUUUUAAUUCAGAAGUACAAUUUACAAGCGAUCCAUUUCAGAACCAAAUACGCUUUCAAAAUACAAAAAAUCCACCAUACACAUAUUAAUCUCUUUAAUAUGUUAUAGUUUUAUAAAAUUUUACCAAAUCAAACUAGCUUUCUCUAUUUAUUUAAAUUCACUGCAUUUUUG
This is a messenger RNA of Papilio xuthus (Asian swallowtail), 1871 nucleotides long. Its product is annotated as zinc finger protein 62 homolog. Gene Ontology annotation, biological process: regulation of transcription by RNA polymerase II. NCBI's taxonomy places the organism in Eukaryota, Metazoa, Arthropoda, Insecta, Lepidoptera, Papilionidae. Gene Ontology annotation, molecular function: zinc ion binding; RNA polymerase II cis-regulatory region sequence-specific DNA binding; DNA-binding transcription repressor activity, RNA polymerase II-specific. The coding region runs from base 165 to 1661 and encodes 498 amino acids. Gene Ontology annotation, cellular component: nucleoplasm; nucleus. The transcript is spliced from 9 exons. The record is from RefSeq and is a predicted model, not a curated record.